AUGGCAAAGGACGACACCAAGCCAGCCGUCAACAGUAACGGCGUCCCUCUUUUCAGAUCGGAUUUCACAAAGCUCGACGUAAAAAUCGAUAACGAGAUCGUCUAUGAAUUUGGUGGUCCUUUCGGUGUUGUUGGAAUGAUGAUUGGCUUCCCUAUGAUGAUGUGCUACUUUGCCAUGUCGCUUACUUUGCACGAGGGUCACUUUUUCUUCCCAAGUGAGUUCACCGUUGAAGGCAUCAAGGAAUGGUUUGCCACCGAAAUCGUCGAGAAGGGUAUCCCUGCGGUGUUGCCCACCAUCAAGGCUACCAAGAUUUACAUGGGCUAUGUCUUGUUUUCAUUCAUCCUCGCUUACAUCAUGCCUGGUCCUGUUGUUCAUGGUCUCCCCAUUCCUUCUUUGAAGGGCAAACGCCUUCCUUAUGUUUGCAAUGGUUUGUCAGCAUGGUACCUCACUUUGGUUGUUUCGGCUGUUGUCCAUGUCACUGGCAUCUUCCGCCUUACCGAAAUCGUUGACAACUUCGCACCCAUUAUGAGUGUUGCUAUCAUCUGGGGCUUCACCAUGACUACUCUUGUUUACAUUUGCAGCAUCAUCAAUGGCACUCAACACCGUAUGUCUGGUAACUUUUUCUACGAUUACUUUAUGGGCGCACCUUUGAACCCCCGUAUUGGCCCUGUUGAUCUCAAGAUGUGGGCUGAAACCCGUGUCCCAUGGCCUGUUCUCUUUUACAUUUCGGUGUCGUGCCUUUUGAAGCAAUAUGAGCUCACGGGUCAAAUCUCUGCUCCCCAAGCAUUUAUGGUUCUCGCUCACUUUUUGUAUGUCAACGCGUGCCAAAAGGGUGAAGAGUGCAUUCCUACCUCGUGGGACAUGUUUUACGAAAAGGAUGGUUUCAUGCUCAUUUUCUGGAACAUGGCUGGUGUUCCUUUCACCUACUGCUAUGCAUCCAUUUACUUGAUCAACUAUCAAUUUGCUCAUGGCACUCCUAUCACUCACUCGUUGCCAUACACCAUCUUUUUGUUCUGCCUCUUGUUGGGUGGCUACUAUGUCUUUGACACUGGCAACUCGCAAAAGAACCGUUUCCGUAUGGAACAAAAUGGCUCCUUCAUGACCCGUAACGCCUUCCCUCAAUUGCCUUGGGGUCAUAUUAAGAACCCCUCCUACAUCAAGACCGAACAUGGCAACUUGCUUUUGACAUCAGGCUGGUGGGGUAUCGUGCGUAAGCCUCACUACACUGCUGACUUGUGUAUGGCCAUGUCUUGGGGUUUGAUCACUGGUUUUGGCUCGUUCUUGCCUUACUUUUACGUCUGCUUCUUCAUCGUUGUCCUUAUCCAUCGUGUAUCUCGUGAUAUGGAACGCUGUGCUAAGAAGUAUGGCAAGGAUUGGGAUCGCUACUGUGAACGCGUCCCUUACAUCUUUAUUCCCUAUGUCUUUUAA
Lichtheimia ornata is the source of this 1428-nucleotide messenger RNA. RefSeq lists its product as uncharacterized. Gene Ontology annotation, cellular component: endoplasmic reticulum membrane. The record is from RefSeq and is a predicted model, not a curated record. NCBI's taxonomy places the organism in Eukaryota, Fungi, Mucoromycota, Mucoromycetes, Mucorales, Lichtheimiaceae. Gene Ontology annotation, molecular function: Delta24(24-1) sterol reductase activity. The transcript is spliced from 6 exons. Bases 1 to 1428 code for a protein of 475 amino acids. Gene Ontology annotation, biological process: ergosterol biosynthetic process.